AUAAGUAAACCUUAAGAGGCUUAUAUGUACAUAUGUAUGUAUAUAAUACAUUGGAAUCACUUGCCAGGGAGAACUGGACCAGUCCACAUCUGCACACACAAGGAAAGAUUAUUUAAGAGGCCAAUGAAUAAUAAAGAUUCUCCUAUCUACAGCACUGAUUAGGGGAAACAUCUUGAGAGUUCACUGAGUGAAUGUAGUAACAUACUAGAGGUGUUAGAUUUUGAUAGAUUUGGGAAUGUGAUAAUUGUUGCUUAUCAUCUCGUCAACUCAGUGGUGGAUUUCAGAGUUCGGGACAGACCUAUCUUUGAGUCUUAUAUGUUUGUGAGUGCUAUACUGAAAGUGGAAUUCAUUUGGUUAGCAGAAUAUACAGAAGCAAAUAGUGCUGGUGAAGACUCGAACCUUAAGAAGAUUUUUUGGGAUCUCAACAUAAAACUGCAAAGAGCAAGUGACUUAGUAACAUUUUAGAAUCGACUGUUUUAGUAAAAAGUGAAAUUUUAGUUCAUUCUUGGAAAAGUGUACUGGCGUUUUAGCAGGAACAAUUAUUUUCUACACUUUGAUCGUGUAGGAUACAAUCGAAUUACAAUGGCGAAAGGACGGAAUAGGCGUGCGACUAGAAACUUCGGGAAUGUUAUACAUUCGCAGAACAAUCAAUCGCCAUCUGAUGAUGUAAAAUACAAGAACAUAGUUGGGAUUCUCUCCAAUACUGCAAAAGGAGGAAGUGUUUCUACUGACAAUGGUGUGUUUAUGAUGCCUGGAAUUGCGCAGACCAAUCUUAUUAACAAUACCCUAUCACACCCAGUGGUACUCAAUGGAUGUGACCCAUCACAGGCGCAACAUCUAGGAACCGCCAUCAGUUACCAAAUGAUUCUUCCAGGUUACACCACCCCGAAUACUCAACACCAUAGCAACAAUACAACAAAUUCAAACUUACCAGUUCUCAACACCAUGCUCAAUAUGGGUUAUAAUCAGACCAUUGAGGACCUUAUACCAAAACAUAAGAAUGAAACUAGCAAAUUGAAUAAAACAUCUAGUCUGAAUCUGAAUGGGAAAUCUCUGCCAACAGGCCCAAGAAACCACCAGAUGGAAAAGCAAGCUCAUGUAAAAUCGUUCCAACCAACCUUGAAGGAUGUCUUCAAGAGCAAGAAACGCAAAUCAGAUGUACUGGAUGAGGUUAAGAGCUUGCGUAAGAUGCAACAGAUGGUUAAUAUUGCAACCAAAGAACAAGGCCAUGGUGGUCCAGUUAAGAAACAACAUGUGAAGUCACCACUUGAGAAGACCAGAUAUGACACAUCACUUGGCUUGCUUACUAAAAAGUUUGUUGGACUGUUGAGGUCAUCUCCAGAUGGGGUGCUAGAUUUGAACAAAGCAGCAGAAUAUUUAGAUGUCCAAAAGCGGAGAAUAUAUGAUAUUACUAAUGUACUGGAGGGAAUCAACCUGAUAGUGAAAAAAUCAAAAAAUAAUAUACAAUGGAAAGGUGGAAGCAGUGUCACACCAUUAGGAACCCAAUCUGUAGGAGUCAGUGCCCAACAUGUAGAUCUGCACUCAGAUAUAGCUGACCUUGAAGCAAAAGAGAAUAAAGUGGAUGAGUUGAUCCGUAACUGUAGCCUUCAGUUAAAGAUGCUUACGGAAGAUGAAGAAAAUGCCAAAGCUGCGUACGUCACAUAUACAGAUAUACGUGGAAUACAGUCAUUUGAAGAACAGACUGUUGUCGCCAUUAAAGCUCCCCCAGAGACCAAACUAGAAGUCCCAGACCCCUCAGAUAGUAUACAGAUCUGGUUGAAAAGCACUCAAGGUCAAAUAGAGGUGUACUUAUGUCCAGAGGAUGGUACUCCACAAAAUAGCGGGACAGAAGACAACUCCAACAGUUCAUUUAGCUCAGAAGAUUCCACAGAUAGCUACAAAGAUGAUAAAAGCAAAGUGCGGAAUGCCCUCUUGGAGGAACAAGAUAUAUCUCACCAUAUGGACAAUCUCCUGCCACAGACUGAGGACCAACACUCAGAUUUUGUGCAUUUAGAACCACCUUUAUCUGAGGAAGACUUUAACUUUGCCCUAGAUGCACACGCUGAGGGCAUAUCAGACCUGUUUGAUACAUAUGAUAUAAAAGAUAUGAAGAGUCUGGUUGAGUAGCAGGUUUGGGUGGGGUUGUUGAAAUAGGGUAUUUAUAUGAGUAUAAAUUAAAAGUAACUACAGUGUCUUUGCAUUGGAUCUCGCAUUGUGCCAUGAGGGCUGUAAUGUACUCUCUGUACACUGGUAUAUACUUCCAGUACACCAGCAUGCUAUUCAUACACCAGUAUGUCACUACAGUAGCCUGCUUCUGGUUUAUCGAGACAUGUUACCUGUGUGCCAGGAUAUUACUUCUACUUCAGUAUGUUACUAGUACACCUUCAUGUUACCAGUACACCAGCAUGUUACCAGUACACCAGGAUGUUACCAGUACACCAGCAUGCUACCAGUACACCAGCAUGUUACUAGUACAGCAGGAUGUUACCAGUUCACCAGCAUGCUACCAGUACACCAGCAUGUUAACGGUACACCAGCAUGUUACCAGUACACCAGCAUGCUACCAGUACACCAGCAUGCUACCAGUACACCAGCAUGCUACCAGUACACCAGCAUGUUACCAGACACCAGCAUGUUACCAGUAUACCUGA
Owenia fusiformis is the source of this 2651-nucleotide messenger RNA. Lineage: Eukaryota; Metazoa; Annelida; Polychaeta; Sabellida; Oweniidae. The record is from the annotation of a GenBank genome assembly.